UUCAGAUGUGUGGAACGUGCUUAAAAUCCUACAGGACGUACAAGUUGCGGGAUGUGCACGACUUUAAGGAUGCCUGAAGGAGAGGUGAAACAGAAUUGAUGCUUUUGUUCAAUAUUUGGAAAUACAGUGGUAUAAAAUGCAAGAUUAAAUACAACAUCGUCGUGGUAAUCGCGGGUUUAGACAUUUCCAGCCACUAGCUAUGUCUCUUUGCUGCUGCUUGUUUCUGAUAUUCAGUUUGAAAAAUUGCAAGCCUUGAUCUCUGAAUACUGAAACAUGGAAAUUUUGAUGAGCAGCACUCUACCAACCAAUGUGACCAGCAGUCUACCGACCAAUGCAACUCCGACAGGGAGAGAAGAACAUGAGUUUAAGUCUUUGGCGCUGUUCAUCAUGGUGAUCAUCAUCACCAUUAUCGUCGUGGGUAACCUUCUGGUCAUCAUCGCUAUCGCACGCACCUCCCAGCUGCAGACCACGACGAAUAUCUUCAUCAUGUCAUUGGCAUGUGCUGACCUCAUAAUGGGGGUGCUAGUGGUGCCACUGGGUGCCACAAUUGUCGUAACGGGGAAAUGGCAACUCACCAAGACUUUGUGCGAGUUAUGGACAUCGGUUGAUGUGUUAUGCGUCACUGCCAGUAUAGAGACCCUUUGCAUCAUCGCAGUGGAUCGGUACAUCGCAAUCACGCAGCCUCUGCGGCAUAAAGUGCUCCUGAAUAAGUGUAGGGCUCGAAUUAUCGUUUGUGUCGUGUGGCUGGUCUCAUCUCUAAUCUCCUUCGUCCCCAUUAUGAAUCAGUAUUGGCGUGUGGAGAAUGACGAUGAAUUCUUAAGAGAAUGUAACAAGGACCCCAAGUGCUGUGAUUUUAUAGCAAAUGUGCACUUUGUUAUAAUUUCAUCAGUGGUUUCAUUCUACAUCCCACUACUCAUCAUGAUUUUCGUCUAUGCACGCGUCUUUCUCAUUGCCACACGACAGGUACAGCUAAUCGACAAAAACCGUUUGAGGUUCCAAAAUGAGUGCAUAGGAAAUCAGGUACAGCCGACACACCACGGCAACAACAACUUACCUUCGACGUGCAAUAAUGUCGGAGGAACGACGGCAAGGCGGAAAAGUUCCCGAAGGCGAUCGUCGAGAAUAACCGUCGUCAAGGAGCACAAGGCCCUCAAGACACUGGGCAUCAUCAUGGGCGUCUUCACACUCUGCUGGUUGCCUUUCUUUGUGGCGAACAUCAUCAAUGUCUUCAAUCGACACGUGCUGAGCAUGGAGAUUUUUCGUUUAUUAAACUGGUUAGGCUACAUCAACUCCGGCCUCAACCCCAUCAUCUACUGUCGAAGUCCAGAGUUUCGUGUGGCCUUCAAGAACCUUCUUGGCUGUCCCUGGUUGCCCUCUCUAAAAAUGAACUUCCUUUUCAAGGGGCUUCGGACUCGAUGCCCCUGCUUCCUGGGGUCUGCGGACCAAGGAAUGCCUGGAUCGUUCCAGAAGUCCCCCACAUUGCCAGAGACAUUGCCUGAAGAAGGGAGCAGCCAGAGCAGCUACAGGAACGAGGAGGCAUCGCCGGGACCGCCACACUCCAAUGGCAGCACCUUCUUCAGUGAAUUCUCCGAAGCAGAGUUCUGUAACCUACAGGGGCAGGAUGGCUGAAAGUUUCUAGCAUGGCUGAAAGAAAAGGACGCUGAUGAAGAAACUGACAAAAGGACUGACCUACGUCACAGUUGGCUGGACUUCCCCAGCAGAGAC
Messenger RNA from Sinocyclocheilus grahami, 1725 nucleotides. RefSeq names its product adrenoceptor beta 3a (gene adrb3a). Gene Ontology annotation, molecular function: epinephrine binding; beta3-adrenergic receptor activity. Gene Ontology annotation, biological process: positive regulation of MAPK cascade; adenylate cyclase-activating adrenergic receptor signaling pathway; norepinephrine-epinephrine-mediated vasodilation involved in regulation of systemic arterial blood pressure. The transcript has 2 exons. Lineage: Eukaryota; Metazoa; Chordata; Actinopteri; Cypriniformes; Cyprinidae. The coding region runs from base 274 to 1629 and encodes 451 amino acids. Gene Ontology annotation, cellular component: plasma membrane. The record is from RefSeq and is a predicted model, not a curated record.